Linum trigynum is the source of this 4194-nucleotide messenger RNA. NCBI's taxonomy places the organism in Eukaryota, Viridiplantae, Streptophyta, Magnoliopsida, Malpighiales, Linaceae. The record is from the annotation of a GenBank genome assembly.
GUCACAGCUCUUAUUAUCGGGGUACAUGAGUUGGGCCACAUAAUUGUAGCUAAAGACACUGGAAUUAUGCUUAGGGUUCCGUACUUUGUCCCAAGUUGGCAGGUAGGUGCUAUUUGGUCCGGACUGUUUGGUUUUACCCAAAAUCAAACCAUAUAAUCUGGAUCGGGACUGGAUUUGGGACCGGAUAGCAAACAGUUCAAUCUCAUAUUCGGCUUAGAUUUGAGGUAAAAAAAUCGGGAUCGGACCGGGUCAAGACCGGACCGGAUCAAGACCAGAUUGUAUCCAAUCCAAUCUUUGGUCCUUAUAUUCUCGAAAAGACUGGACCGAAACCGGAUCGUAUAGUCGGAUGCUUAUGGUGGGAACUAUUUGCUCUCUUGUGUGCCAUUUUUUUUUCUUGCAACCAUAGUUUCUACUUCUAUCUUAAACUUCUGUAUAAAUUUCCUCAUUAAGAUAGAUCGUGGCUCCUAAUGAAGCAGGUUGAUGGGCAGAUAGGCUCCUUCGGUGCUAUCACAAGGAUAAGGAGCAUUGUCUCCAAACGUGAAGAUCUUCUCAAGGUUGCAGCUGCAGGCCCUUUAGCCGGCUUCUCCCUGGGUCUCGUUCUUCUUUUCCUGGGAUUCUUCUUACCGCCCAGUGAUGGAAUCGGUACCAUCAUGGACCCUACUGUCUUUCACAGUUGCCUCGAUCAUCCUUCUAGGCUUAUCAUCAUUGUUUAAUGGCAUUGCCUUCUUCUGGGCCGUUCUGAUAUUCUUCCUGCAAAGAGGUCCGACUGGUUGCCCCAAUCUUAGAGUCAGAAGAGAUCACGGAUCCUAACGACAAAUACAUUUACCUUGGAGUGCUAGUUCUGGUGCUGGAACUAGCGGACUGCCAGUAUGCUUGCCAUACCCAAUCCCUUUUAGAGACGAAGCCACUACGAGUUUUUUAUGAGUGGUUAGUGACAUUGUUACCAAUGAUGAACUUUUAAACAUAAUGUUAUGUCAUAAUAAUGUAUAAAACUUCAUACAUUACAAUAACGUUAACAUACCCAUACCAUAUGUAAUUAAUUAUGCAUGCAAAUAUGCAAAAACAUAAGCAAAACACGUAUGUAAUUAUUGAUAUUGCUAAUCCUACCAAAAGAAAAUGACUCUAGCUAGUGAUAAUUAUUGGUUUGUUGGCUCAUGUAUAUCUCUAUUUGUGUUUAUAUUUUUUUGUAGUUAUUUUGAAUGAGACAUUACGAUCAAACCAGUUCUAAUAUCAUGUUAUAAAUAAGUUGAUUUCAAUAAUUCAAAUUGUUAAAAGAGGUCUGUAUUAAUUUAUACCACUUGCCACGAUGAGCGGAGCUCCCAAAGUGAGAGCCAUGGAGUUUAUCGACACCCUCGGGACGAAGAAGCGUGGGCCCUAUAAUUACUAUAUUUAUCUCUAGUAAUUAUCUUUAAUCUUUAUCUUUAUCUUUAAAGGGAAUCGGUAAUGGCAAGCAAAAAAUUCCUAUCUUUAUCUUUAAUCUUUAAAAUAUCUUAAAACAGUUUAAGAAUGCGAACCCUCCACGUUAGCCAUAAAUGCUUUACCGUGAUUUAUGGAAAUCAGACUUUUUAUUUUAUUUUAUAUUUUUCACGUCUUUGUUAAUUUGUUUUUUUCCUUUUCGUUCAGCCAGGACAAGUGUCCAUGAUUUUCAGAAUCCCAUGCUGUUCUUUUGGGUCCUAAACAUGGACACGCAAGACGCAGAACCUUGGGUGCGGGUUCUUCCCGCUGAUGUGACGGAUUGCGAUUGGGUUACUCAUCAUAGAGUUAUGCACAGGAACUACUCCCUCAAUUGGAAUUCUUUUCUGGAUAUUCGGGGGAGGGGGUGGCCGAUUUCAGAAUAGUAAAUUUAUGUACUGCACCUUGAUUGGUCUAGUGCUGAUGACACUAUCCAUCGUGGCGAUUUCUCUUUUUGCCAAACUCUUACCAAUUUUGAUGUGGUCUUUGUAUUUCUUAGGUAUGGCGUGGGAAAAAGAAAUUUGGUGAUAUUCUGGGUUGUUUAGUGGAUUGAUCUGGGAAUGGCUCCUGAUACGGUGCAUAAUCAAUCAGUAACUAAAUCUGAAUCCUUCAUUCAGAAAAAUCAGAUCUAAGGGUGAUGAAUUAAAGACAUUUUUAUUUACCCUUGUUUUCUUAAUUGGCUCAUAUCUUCUUCGUUUUAACUCGGAUUUCUUUUUUUUUUUUUUCACAGAUGGAACGAGUUCGUUGUGCUCUACAAACUGAGAUCCAUUUUCAAUAUUUUUUUUAGAAAAAAAAUUCUUGCUUCUCAUUACCAACUGCAUAGUGCAUACCAUAUGGUAUCUUCUUCUUUUUAAGUCGGUUUUUAAAAAUUUUGCACAGAAGGAAUGAGUUCAUCAUGAUCUAUUGGAUCUAAAAUUUUUUGAUUGAACAUAAUACUGGACCAAAAAAUAUCACACAAUACCAUCCUGGUACGUGGUGGUAUUAUAUCUUGUGGUACACAAUGUUGAAAGUCGUAAAUGACAGUUAUUAUACUCCUACUACCAUGUAUUCAACCAUCCUACAAUCUUGGUAUGUUAAUACCACCAUGGUACGCUUUUCAUACCAUAUGAUAUGUUCUUAUUUCAAUACUAGUCAAUACCAUAUGGUAUAGACUGGUAAAAAAUGAAUCAAUAUUUUUUGUUCCAAAAAUAUAUCAAAGUGGAUAUCAUUUUGAAUAGCACAGUUAAUUUGAUCUAACUGUGCAAAAAAAAAAAAAAUUAAAUUCCAACUUAAAACGAGUGAGAAAUCAUCCGUUAAAGAUUAGGGAGGAAAAAAUAAAGGAGCGUCGUGGCGGAUUCUAAUUGGGUUAUGUAUAGUUAUUGACCACAAAGUUAUACACUUGAUCCACUUCAUCUGCGAUUAGAAUAGUGGUUUCAUAGCUUAGCUUGAUUCCAAUUUUGUAUUCAACUGUUCAUAGGGUUCUAGAUGGAUGAGGUUUUUCCAAUAAUAGCACCUUUUUAAAAAAAAAUUACAAAACUAGCACCCAGCCGGACAAAAUUACACUAAUAGCACCAUUUUUAAUAGACCGCACCUCUAAGGUGCGGUCCAAUCCACGUCAGCAAACACACCGAACCUUCCGAGAGCGGUUUGUGUUUUCUGGGCAGCGGGGUCGGAGACCGUCGGAUGGGGCUGCGAUCCAAGGGCAGACCGCUUGCCAGGUCAGCGAUCCGGGCCACGGAUCGAAGACCACAGCGUCGAGGUGCGGUCAAGCUUAGGGAAGAGCAAACCGUCUCGGCAAGGCGCGGUUUUGGCUUGGGCAAAAUUACCCGACCGCCCCUGGAGGGUGCGGUCUGUUGGGUAUAAAUACCCCCCUUCCCCUCUCAUUUCUUCACACCACAACUCAUUCUUCCUUCUCUCUCUAGAAUUUAUCUCUCUAAACCCUCCCCUCCCCUCCCAAAAGCCUAGGAAAUAGUGGUCUGUUGGUUGCGGCUAAGUCCGAUCUGCCAUCAGAAAACAUUUCUUAUAUUUUUUCCUCAAAACCCGCCGAGCCGAGCCGAAUCUCUGUCCGAAUUUUCCGAAAAAAUGGCCGAUUGGUGGCAAGGAGAGGGAGUUUAUGUUGAUGAAUUUCAAGCGGUACGUACUCAUUAUUCUGGUUUAAUUUUUGUUGUUGUUAUAAGCUUUUUAAUUAAUCUAUGUACUAACCUCGUUGUUAUUUUCUCGUAGGUUGGGGAGAACAUGGAUAUAUACAACCAACGGUAUUAUCUCGAGCAAGGACCGUUGGAUCCAACCGACUUGUACGACCAACCCAACCAUCGGUCAAGGGAUGUUUGGAACAAUCACCCGUUACAUACAAUUCUUCACCAUUUGUCCUUCUUUUAUUUUGUUAAUAUAUUUAGUGGAAUAUAAAAUAAAUUUAUGUUGAAUUUUUAAUCGUGUUGGUUGUUUUCAAUAAUUUAAUCGAAUACAUAGCGCCACUUACUUCGACUCUUUAUAAAGAGAUGCACGUCUAAGGAAAUGGGAUUUUAAGCGAUUAUCAUAUCCUCCCAUUCCCUGGGAAAAUCGGGUAUUAAGAGAUCCUCGGAUCCCCCAUUUUUCUCUCAAAAAGACUGCAUUUCUAAGAAGAUGUAUACCUCUUUUAAGAGUCUAACGAGUGUUGCUCUGUAUUCGAUUAAAUUAUUUAAAACAACCAAUACGAUUAAAUUAUUUACCAAAUAACCAGUACGAUUUAUUUUUUUGUGUACAAAAUGAAUUUUAUUAAUUUCA